AUGAACUCCCAUGUUUCUCUCUAUGCUUUCUUCCCAGAGAGCAUCAGGAAGGUGCUGGACAAACAGGCCAUUAAGUUUGUGCGAGCCAUCAAGCAGGAGACCAGGAGCGGCAAAUCUGAGGACCGGAUUCUGGUUCUGGCAACGUGGAGGCUGUAUCUCUUUGCAGUCAAAGUGCCCACAAAGGUGGAGGUCACGUUCAACUUUUUGGAAAUCAGAGCAAUGAACACCUACCCAGAGCACCAGGUUGUCAUCGACACAGACAAGACUACGUACUCCCUCAGACUGCAGAGCCAGGAGCAGGUGGACCACAUGGUCCAUCACAUCAACUACGCCCUGUCCCGGGUCUUCAAUAACUCCAUCUAUGCCCCUCCUAUUUGUCGAGCAGAGGAAGACCUGCCUGAUGGGACUCACAAAUUUUCACCCAACUCUGACUCCUCAUUAGAGCCUCCAAAAACCUGUGGUGGUUUUUCUGAGACAUACGCUGCUCUUUGCGACUACAACGGGAUUGGCUGUAAAGAAGAAGUGCAAUGGGAUGUUGACACAAUCUACCACUCUCAGGACAACCGGGAGUUCAACCUGCUGGAUUUCAGCCAUCUUGACAGCAGACCAUUGGCUAGAUUCAUCUAUUCCCUUGCAUAUGAAACCUGGUUUGUAAAACGAUGUAGAAAACUAAAAACAGGAACAUGACAACAAAGUUGUCAGAUCCAUUCAGUUUAUGAUCCCAGUAUAGAAAAUUGAGUGGCUGAAAAUCCCAUUUCUCCUUCUCAUGUUUUCUCCAGGGAUUUCCCGCAGAAGAUGGCAUCAGCUCUAUCAGAGAAUCCGGCCUCCGUGAUCCACUCUCUCAAUCUGGCUCAUAACACCCUUGAUAACCAAGGAGUUGCCAACCUGAUUCAACAGAUCUGUCGCCUCAACAAGGGCUUGCGCCUCCUCAACCUCUCCAAAACCUCCCUCUCCUCCAAAGGUGUGGUGUCUCUGUCCCAGGCUCUGUGCUCAUGUGACGACUACUCCAAUUCUCUCUUACAUCUGGACUUGAGCAAAAACCCCGGGGUUCUGUCUGGAGAGGAUGCCACAAACCUGUACUUGUUUCUGGCCCAGCCCAACUGCCUGGUCCACUUAGACCUGUCUGGGACGGACUGCACCGUCGACUCGUUGUUUGGGGCGUUGCUGCGAGGCUGCUGUGCUGACCUCUCCUACCUGAACCUGUCCAAGAACUCCUUCUCUCACAGAAAAAACAAAGAAUAAAACCUCCCUCUGUUCUUGUCAUUUUUUACGUCAUUCUUUGGGACACUGCAGGUCUCGUUUGUCUUUUCCAUGUUCUCUCCCCCUCCUCAUCCUCACCAUCGUGGGUUUCCCUGCAGGGCUCUGUUCCUGGGUUUGUCCAACAACCCUCAUAUCUCUGAUUUACACCUGGACAUCAGCAGCUGUGAGCUGAGGUCAGCGGGGGCUGCCGUGAUCCAGGAGCUGUUCCCUCGCGUCUCCUGCGUGGGGACUCUGGACAUCUCUGAGAACGGUUUAGAUGCCGACUUGUUGGCCGUCAUCCCGGCGCUGUCCCGGCACCCAUCUCUGAAACACCUGAUGUUGGGGAAAAACUUCAACAUGAAGGGAAGGGUGCUGGAUGAAAUCCUGCAGAAACUGGUCUAUUUGGUGCAAGAAGAAGAGUGUAGCCUGCAGUCCCUCUCUCUGGCUGACUCGAGGCUUCGCCAGCGAGGCACCGUGCUGGUCAACGCCCUGGGAUCCAACGCCUGCCUGAGGAAGGUGGACCUGAGCGGCAACCUGCUGGAGGACUCCGGGGCCAAAAUGCUUAGCAAAGCUCUGCAGAUCAACACCACACUCAGGUCUGUGCCCGUCAACUUUACCCUGCAGUACAUGCCCCUGCCCCUUUGUGACAUCACUCAGGCAUAUCGCAGCGCACCAGAGAAGACUGAGCAAGCCUUGGCCAAGAUCCAGCGUGCGCUGCUGAGGAACAACCAGACUCAGCGUUUCUCUCAGAAACAGGCUCUCAGGCUCCACCAGGGCCUUGUCACCAGCACAGCUGAACAGGUGAUGGAGCGUCUGUGUGUGCGGGUGCAGCAGCAGGUCUGCGUCCUGAAAGGUUCUGAGGACGUAGAGGAGGUCCAGACAGCCAGACAGAUCCUCAAAGAGGCCAGGAACUCCAGAGCUCUUUACCCCUCUCUGUGCGAGCUGGCCCAUGUGUUGUCCGUGGAUGGUCCCGUCAGACAGCGCCUGGACACCCUGGCAGGAGAGCUGGCCAAGGCUGCUGACAAAGAGCUGCAGGUGGUGGUGGACUCCAUGGUGUCUCUCUGUCGUGAGUUGUGUCCCAUGUCCUGCUCAGCUGCAGAGAGACUCAGCCCACCUCUGUCAUCCAUCUCAGAGCAGGUCUCCAUCCCUCGCUCCACCAUCCACAGUGCCCUGAUGGAGAGAGCAGCUGAAGAUAUCAACAGAGCGCUUGAGGAGGUGAAGCUGUCCGUGGUGUCCUAUCUGACUAACUCAAUCGUGGAUCAGAUUCUCCAGGAGCUCUACAACACUCAUAAAACCCUGCUGCGGCAAGUGUCUCAGGCGAAGAGAUGGGAUGAUGUGGGAACAGGCAGACGCACCAUCAGACAUUCCAGACUAGUUGAGUCUCUGGACUUCCCUGAUGAGGAUUUUGGUGUCAACCUUGGAAUAGACACAAUGGCCAUCAAGAAGCGGAGCUCCAGAACCCGUAGAAUCCGUCCGGUCUCCACCAGAAUGAGUUUGGGUGAUGAGCCCAGUCCCUCUCCAACGCCCUCCGCCCCCUCCCACUCCACCUCCCUCAGCCACUCGGCAUCAUGGGAAUGUCUGUCCACACUGCCAACCAAUGGCUCGCCCUUGCGUCACGUGACCCACGUCAGGCCCCGCCCACCACGGCGUCACAGAGCCGUUCACCUUCCUCCUGAGUCUCACUACUCUGAGAACGGAGGAGUCAGCAUGCUGGAGGACGGACUGCCUGAUUUCUACAGCAAGAGAGUUUUACCUGACAGUCAGCUGUCGUCCCUCCAUCAAGCCCAGUCAUUGAGGAGGAAGAAGCGACGGAGCGUGUUGUCCAUUUUCUCCGGCUUUCGCAAGAACCGCAACUCCACCUACUCUGUUCAGGACUCAGACAGCGCUUCAGAGAACGUCUACUCCAUGAUUCAGCACCCGAGGGACACUGUGAGACCGGACAGCACGGUCCCCGGGGUGAAUGGGACUACGUCUUCACCUCGGCCGGCUCAGGGAGCCCCUGUUCUUGGGAUAAGGGCUGCCAGCCCCCCCUGCGUGAUCCAAAGACAGUCCACAGAUCUGGUCAGCAUGGUCUACAGCUGUAUCGGGGCAGACAUCGAUGAUUCUGACAGCAGCAGCACCUGUGACAUCAAAGAGUCGGAGCACGGCGCUGACGGAUCAAACGCCACCUCAACCGCCCCACCAGAUACUCAGAGUAACGGCCAUGUGGUGUCCUCCAAACAACAGACAGACAGACAGAUGGAGACGGGCCGGCAGGAAAGGAUUGUUCCUCUGACGGACUCAUGGGUGGAGACAGCAGAGGAUGCUCAGAGCUCCAGUGUUGGCAGUGGGGGCACCCGUGGGUCCAGACCAGAGCCCCCUCUGCAGAGCACCAGGCCCAGUCUGGCUGUGAUGAGACAGAGACCCCCUCAGGACAGUCUAGAAAUGGCAGGAAAUCUGGAGGGAGAAGACCAAAGUGAAAUGCAAGAAGAGAAGAACAGAGGCCGAGGACCAGAGGGACAGCGUCCUCUCAUUCCCAAAAAGGUCUGUUUGCUGUUUGGACUAAGGAGUAAGAAAAACAUUUAG
Nematolebias whitei (Rio pearlfish) is the source of this 3804-nucleotide messenger RNA. It is a transcript of the gene carmil3, whose product is annotated as capping protein regulator and myosin 1 linker 3. The record is from RefSeq and is a predicted model, not a curated record. Gene Ontology annotation, cellular component: lamellipodium; plasma membrane. Gene Ontology annotation, biological process: cell migration; regulation of Arp2/3 complex-mediated actin nucleation. The transcript has 36 exons. NCBI's taxonomy places the organism in Eukaryota, Metazoa, Chordata, Actinopteri, Cyprinodontiformes, Rivulidae.